Molecule: messenger RNA, 621 nt
Organism: Sungouiella intermedia
Lineage: Eukaryota; Fungi; Ascomycota; Pichiomycetes; Serinales; Metschnikowiaceae
Source: the annotation of a GenBank genome assembly
AUGUUGGCUUCCCGUACUUUUGCCCGUUCUAUGGCCACCGCCGCCAAGUCCGUCAAGCCUCCUAUCCAAUUGUUCGGUGUGGACGGCACUUACGCCAACGCCUUAUACACGGCCUCUGCUCAGCUGUCUUCCAUUGACGCUUCCUACGAGGGAUUGACCAAGCUCGCCAACUUGAUUAAGGAGGACCCAAAGGUCAACGAAUUCUUGACCAACCCAGCCUUGUCUAAGGACGACAGAAAGACCGUCAUCGACACCCUUUCGUCCAACUUGAAGUUGGACAAGACCGUGACCAACUUCUUGGGUGUUUUGUCUGAGAACAACAGAUUGAGCGAGUUUAACGCCAUCUACAAGAACUUUGGCUUGUUGUUCGACGCCUACAAGGGUGUUGUUGAGGCCACCAUCACCUCUUCCAAGCCAUUGGACUCCAAGAUCUUGAAGAGAUUGCAAGCUGCCAUCCAGAAGUCUUCUUUUGUUGGUGAGGGUAAGACCUUGAAGGUUUCCAACCCAGUCAACCCAGACAUUUUGGGUGGUUUGGUUGUUGAAGUUGGUGACAAGACUGUCGACUUGUCUGUUGCUUCCAAGGUUGCCAAGUUGAACCAGGUCAUUGGUGAGGCUUUGUAA